AUGAGCUCUGAAGGCAUACGCAAGCCACAUGUUCGUGCUCGUCGUGGUGGUGGCCAUGUAACAACAGUGUCGAGCCAACGCAGCGUAGCUCAAACACCCUCCGCCCAUGAUGCCUUCGAUCCCUCACCACCUUCAUCCGCGGCCAGCAUUGAAAUAUUAUUGACUUCACCUACCCAAGAGCUAAUGUCUCCCGGAGGCUACGAACCCCGUCCCAUCGCCAAACUUGAUACGGUGUUUAAGUCAUCUUCUCUGCAGCCUGCUGCCGACGCUGAUAUCGAAACUAACACAGAGCAAGAAGCUCCUGAUGUUGACAAAAAGCCCUCGGAGUCGCUCCUUCCUGUUGGCACCACUUCCCCUACUAUCACAGCCCUCAGGGCAGUCAUUCUAAGGUCUCGUAUCACUUUGGCUGAUGAGGAGAAGAAAUAUGAUGUAAAAGCUGCUCCGGAGAGCAAUGAAGUCUUGAGGGUCAAGAAUAAGCUUGACACCCUUGAAACAAAAUUGGAAGAUAUCAGGUGGGAAUACGAGAGGGCAAAGGCAGCAUCUCAGGCACAUGAACAAACACGAGUCGCGUUCAGGACUAGGCAUCGGGAGUUAGAUGAGGCCGAGAGGGAAUUGGAGGAGUUGUACCAUUCAGAGAUACACGAAGUUCAGUAA
Penicillium robsamsonii is the source of this 654-nucleotide messenger RNA. RefSeq lists its product as uncharacterized. NCBI's taxonomy places the organism in Eukaryota, Fungi, Ascomycota, Eurotiomycetes, Eurotiales, Aspergillaceae. The record is from RefSeq and is a predicted model, not a curated record. The coding region runs from base 1 to 654 and encodes 217 amino acids. The transcript is spliced from 3 exons.